Messenger RNA from Prorocentrum cordatum, 1251 nucleotides. The record is from the annotation of a GenBank genome assembly. Lineage: Eukaryota; Dinophyceae; Prorocentrales; Prorocentraceae.
CGUUGGUGUACACAUGUGGACGUGGGGAUGUAUUUGUACGUUUGUUCGUCGUAUACUACACAGGUCUGUGUGUAGGAAGUUGGCAGCACAGGAGCAGCCCUCGGCUCAAGGAGGCGUGGCUGUUGAGUGCCAGUCCCGGGAGUGGCGCACAUCAGGGCCAGUGCAAUAUGGGGCGCGCGAAGCAGCCGACUGCGGGGGCGGAGGCGUCGCAGCCAAAGAAUGCGAAGACCGGGCCGAAAGGGUUGCCCUCGGCGGCGGGGAUCGAGCUGUUUCGCAGAGGUGGUCCAGCCAAGAACUACGUUUGCGACGGCGACGUCGUCAUGGCGGUCCAGCUCUAUUGCUCCGACGGUUGCGUGUACUCGUCACGGUUCUCGGAAACCCUAUUUGGCGGUCAUUCAGUUGAAGUCGUCCAUGCGCCCAAGCCCCCUCUUCAUGUUCCGGAAUGUCGUGAAGGACUUUGCAGAGGCCAAGGGCGCAAUUCUGGAGAACUUGCAGGCCCAGCCGUUUAUGGAGUUUGUAUGCAGUGACAAGGAAGGGAAGGAUGUGGACCGGGUGGGGUUUUGGCCUCAUCGGGCGGCCCUUUUCAAGGACUGCAACGCGUACUGCGUGAAGGACGUGCUGAUGACCAUCGAUGAAGCUACGUCGCGGCGGACGUCGUUCGCAGAGAUGAAUUUCGAGCGGCUCGUGAAGAAGCCGAACCUCGUGAUGUACAUCCCGGCGGAGAUCGAUGUGGAAAUCAAGCAGGACGACGAGAUGUAAUGCUCCUAAACCGUGAAGCAGGGAAGUGGCAGCAAGUUUUCCGUCCUCGAGAUAAUGCCACCGACGUGGCCGUCGAGGAUCGUGGUCAUCGUGGUGGAGAUGGUGGCGAAGGAGGAGACGAACUUGAUCUUCGGAGGCAAGACGAAGCCGUUUCGGAAGUGGUUCAUGGGCGUGGAAUUCCAGGCGGGCGCGGUCCGGCGAGCUCGGCGUCGGGGCCAGCGGCGUUUGCAGCUGGGUCGUCGGAGUUCGGCGAGUACUUCCGCGUGGCGAAGACCGUCGACAUUGGCGCGGUCGCCCCAGCGGAGGAGUUCAAGAGCAUCCUUGCGGACGUCUUGAAGGACAGCCCAGUAGCGUCGGUGCAGGUGAAGGGCAACGCGUUCGACGCGAAGGAUGUGAGCGAGUGGCAGGCCGGCGUGGGUGGAGCUGUCGCACGUGCGCUGGGCCGCGUGGGAGGCGCGCGCUCGCGUAGAGCGGAUUCUGCAGCGGUCGCGC